Maniola jurtina (meadow brown) is the source of this 1773-nucleotide messenger RNA. RefSeq names its product sodium/potassium-transporting ATPase subunit beta-2-like. Gene Ontology annotation, biological process: intracellular sodium ion homeostasis; intracellular potassium ion homeostasis; sodium ion export across plasma membrane. Bases 122 to 1072 code for a protein of 316 amino acids. NCBI's taxonomy places the organism in Eukaryota, Metazoa, Arthropoda, Insecta, Lepidoptera, Nymphalidae. Gene Ontology annotation, cellular component: sodium:potassium-exchanging ATPase complex. The transcript is spliced from 6 exons. Gene Ontology annotation, molecular function: ATPase activator activity. The record is from RefSeq and is a predicted model, not a curated record.
AAUUCAAAUGAAUAAAUGUAUGUUUGGCUUGGAGGCGGUUGCUUGUCGAUUUUAACUUUACUCUAACGAAUUAGAUUUGUGUUUUAGUGAAUUAAAAGUUAAUAAUUUAUUGAUAACUAAGAUGCCAAGUCAUAGGAUGGAAGAGUUUGAAAUCGACAGGAAGCCUACCAGGAAGCCUGCGAAACAGAAGUUCUACGACUUUCUUUAUAAUGAUGAAACGGGAGCUAUAUUGGGAAGAACGCCCGAAAGUUGGGGUAAAAUCCUGAUAUUCUACGCAAUAUUCUAUGCGGUCCUGAUCUCUCUAUUCGCAAUCUGCAUGGCGACGUUCCUGCAGCACUUCAUCAACCCGCGCGUGCCGCGGCUGCAGCAGGACGGCGGGCUGAUCGGUGCCAGCCCGGGGCUCGGCUUCCGUCCCCUGCCGGCCGAUGUGCGCAGCACGCUCAUAUGGUACAAGGGCACGGGCUACGACAGCUACAAGUACUGGGAGGACCAGCUCAUAGAAUUCCUCUCUGAGUACAAGAAGAAAGGUCAAACAGCUGGCGCAGGUCAGAAUAUUCACAACUGCAAUUUUGGCAGCCUGCCACCGCCCGGCAAAAUCUGUGAUGUUGACAUCCAAGGCUGGAAGCCCUGUAUAGAGGAGGACCACUUCUCCUUCCACAAGUCCUCACCUUGCAUCUUCCUCAAGCUGAACAGGAUCUAUGGUUGGCGACCUCAGUUUUACGAGGGAGGUCUGCCACAGGACAUGCCCAAGGACCUGCAGGCCCACAUCCAGAACCUCAGAACAACCAAUUCUUCAUAUGCCAACAUGGUGUGGGUGUCCUGCCAAGGCGAGACCCCCGCGGACAAGGAGAACAUCGGGCCCAUCCAGUACAUCCCCCACCAGGGCUUCCCGGGGUACUACUACCCCUACAACAACGCCGAGGGUUACCUGAGCCCCCUGGUGGCGGUGCAUUUGGUGAGGCCGAGAACCGGUAUCAUCAUCAACAUAGAGUGCCGCGCGUGGGCGAGUAACAUCGCGUACAGUAGAAAAGAUCGAGUAGGAGUGGUGCAUUUUGAGCUUAUGAUAGAGUAGACCAGACCAGCCCGAAGUAGACCACAGAAGAAGACUGGAAUAGACCAGACAAUCGUUAUCAAUAAGGUACGCGUGGGUCAAAAAUGACCCGAAAAUAACUAUAGCUUUAGCUGCCGACAACGUAAUUUAUAGUGGGAUGUUCUUAGACCUCGAAAAUGACCUUGUUAGAAUAAAAUGAUAUUUUAUUUAAUUAUUUCUGACAAAUAAUAUUUAACUCAGAAAAAACUGACGUUUAGACAGUUUUUCCAGUAGUAGUAGUACUUGUAGUAGUAGUAUAAAACUAUUUUAUUGAAACAGAGAACAUAAUCAUAGUGCAUACAAACAAGAUGAAAGACAUUUUAAUGUUUAAACUAUCGUGAAUUAUUUCGAUUUUAAGUAUACAAUGUACCAGCUACACUCACGUAUUUAGCGAACCGAGUCCCUACGAAAAAGGACACCGGAUGGGUUCGAAACUAGUCAGGGCUUACAUCGACUAAAUACCUGAGUAUAGCUGGUACAUCGUAUACUUAAGAAGAAAGACAAUCAUUAUUGUACUAUGGAGUACUGGAAAUUCUGUCAAAAUAACAAAAUUCGUCAGCAAAAGUCUAUUAGCAACAUUAUUUGUUUUAUUUAUUUGGCAAUCUUUAUGGCACACACAUAAAACAAUGCAAGUAACGGAAGAAACUAUAUUAAAGGGUGCAAAAGCGGCCAUUAAAUAUAAU